Molecule: messenger RNA, 818 nt
Organism: Phycomyces blakesleeanus NRRL 1555(-)
Lineage: Eukaryota; Fungi; Mucoromycota; Mucoromycetes; Mucorales; Phycomycetaceae
Exons: 5
Coding region: 6-800 (264 amino acids)
Source: RefSeq, a predicted model, not a curated record
AAGAGAUGACAGAGGAGGACUUCUUACAAAAACUGUGGAAGGUUACUAAUGAAUUAGCCAGUCAGCAUCAGACAAAUCAAGAUUUUGCAGGAAGUCUCUCAUCACAAUUACAAGAUCUUAAGCAAAGAGCAGUAAGCACCAGUAAUAACGGACAAGAGCAGGCAGAAUCCACUACUACCGUUCCUAUCGAUCGUAUACAUUCCCCAUUGCCUUCUCAUGUAGCCAAUGACCUCUCGACAUCAGAAAGGCAACCCAAAGAUCUCAUCUCUGACAAUUAUAAGCUGAUGCAAAAAUACCAGGCAGUUUUGAAUCGAAACCAAUAUCUAGAAAGUGAAUGCAGUAACCUGCAAUCAUUGGUGAAAGACUAUGAAACCAAUAUAGAGGCAGUUACUAUUAAGUUACGAUCUCAUGCAAAUGCAACAACUGAGGGACAGUCGAAACUGAGAAGAGAAUAUGAAGCUUUGUUAGAUGCUGAAAAGGGUACAACCGCUGCCCUUUUCAUAGAAAAUACAACGUUGCAGAGCAGGUUACAUAAGCUGGCAUCUAUGUUGCGAUCACUUCACGAUGACGGCGUGAAUGACGAACGGGAAGCAUUGAUCACACAGCUAACAGCCGAGAACCAAGGUCUUCGCGAUAUGCUACAUCUACCUUUGAUUCCUCAGGCAGAAAUCCCAGAUCAGACAUCACAGUUAAUGAAAGACAUGGGAACAAAAGAGGAGAGAGUACGAGUAGUUUCUGAGAGCGGAAUUAGUGGACCGAGUAAUGUAGUUGAAGAAUAUUUUGUAAACGAUGAUGAAUAAAACUCACAUUUUCUGUCU